AUGCGCCGCACCACCACCUCAAGCUCACAAGUGUGCACAGACGAGCCACUACCUCUCAUCGAGGCAGCGACCAUCAAGCUCGACUGUCGCGCCGCAGCGCAGGACCUCUUGAACUACUACGACGACUUUUGCUCGGCCCCCGCAUCGUGGCGGCUGCUUCGCAACGAGCGCGGCGUCCAAAUGCUUCAAGGUCCUGGCCGACACAUGCGUCACGCGUACCGGUUCGCAACCACGGUCACCGCAUCGCUGGACGAGGUCAAGGCCCUCAACACCAACCUCACACCGACGGAGAUGCGAGACACAAUGGACAAGUACGCCGACGGCAUCCUGGACAUGCAGGUACUGCACCGGCUUCAGACACCAACCGUGGCCGAGCCAAACCUCCAAGUACUCGUGCGCUGGGUCGUCAACGCCUGUCCGUCGCCUCUACUCCACCGCGACUUUUGUCUCGCCGAGGUGCAAAACGGGUGGACGUUACCGUCCGGACAGAGCGCGUGGGGUCUUGCCCAGCACUCGAUCAAGGUGCCAAGCUGUCCGGACCUGCUCUCGACAAAGCGGUACCAGCGUGGUCAGGUACACCAUUUCGGGCUCUUGUACGUCGAGCACGCGACUCGACCGGGCGUUCUGGUGCUAUUCAUGCACCUCGAAUUGAACGUCAAGGGCUGGACACCGUCGUGGCUAUACCCACGUCUCAUGGCGCGCCAGGCGCGCAGUGUCUCCAAGCUCUCGCGACUCUUCACAUCCAUGCACGGCAAGGCGAAGAGCUCUACCCGCGCCGCGCCGACGCCCAAGCACUGUCAGUACUGUACGCGCCAAUUUGGCCUCUUCCGGCCAAAAGUGCGCUGCAGCAACUGCAGCGAGGUGUUUUGUGGGGCGUGCGCGCUGCCGUUUGAGAAGCGUCACAUCUGCGUCGAGUGCCUCGCCGAGGAGGACGACCCGAUCCUCGACGUGCAGUCGGGCAGCACUUGGAGCGGCACGAGCCCGCACGGCGUCCAGUCGUGGCUUGACAUGCGCAGCGAGCAGCAGCUGCGGCAGUUGAGCAAAUGGGCGCGGUCGUCCCGCGGCAACGAAGAACGCAGCAACGUUCCGAGCGACCGGAACCUAAGACGAGCGCCGUCCUGUUCGACCUAG
Molecule: messenger RNA, 1131 nt
Organism: Saprolegnia diclina VS20
Lineage: Eukaryota; Oomycota; Saprolegniomycetes; Saprolegniales; Saprolegniaceae
Exons: 4
Coding region: 1-1131 (376 amino acids)
Source: RefSeq, a predicted model, not a curated record